GCCGACCUCUUCGUCACCGACGGCAACUUCGAGGCAGUGGUGCGCGCCUUGCGCCCGGGCCCCGCGCCACUGCGCCUGCGCUGCCUGACCUUCCGCGGCGACAGUUUGCGGCCGGGGCAGCUGCUGCAGGUGCUGCGCCUAGCGGGCCCUGGAGUGCUGCGGUCGCUGCAGGUGGUGCACAACGUGCGGUUGCACGCUGGCCACGUGGAGCAGCUGCUGGCGCACGUGCGCUUUCCACGGCUGACUGCGCUCACGCUGCCCGCCAAGGCCUUCGACCCGCCGCGCGCGCGGGCCCCCACCCCCGAUGGCCGGGAACCCUACCUGGCCACCAUCGCCAUGGCGCUCAGCAAGAUGACGCAGCUCACGGAGCUAAGCCUGGCCUUCUCCACCCUGACCGGCAAGAUCCCACAGCUGCUUGGGUCCCUGCAGACCCCACUGCGGACCCUGGACCUGGCCAACUGCGCCCUGAACCACGUGGACAUGGCCUUCUUGGCCGACUGCCUCCAUGCCGCCCACCUGGAGGUGCUGGACCUCAGUGGCCACGAGCUGGUCAGCCUGUACCCAGCCACCUUCUUCCAGCUGCUGGGCCGCGCCGCACCCUCGCUGCGAGCCCUCACCUUGGAGGAGUGUGGCCUCGGGGACGAGCACGUGGGCAGGCUGGCACUGGGCCUCAGUGCCUGCCUCCAGCUGCAGGAGCUCCGGUUACUGGGGAACCCACUGUCAGCCACUGCCCUGCGGCGCCUCUUUGGCUGCCUCUGCCAGCUCCCAGAGCUGCGCUGCGUGGAAUUCCCAGUACCCACGGACUGCUACCCCGAAGGCGCCACCUACCCACUGGAUGGGCCAGCUGUGGCCAAGUUCGACCAGCAGAAGUACGAGGAGGUGGCUGGGGAGCUGCGGGCGGUGCUGCUGCAGGCAGGCCGGGAAGACAUCCAGACCUGCACACCUCUCUUCGGGACCUUCGACCCGGAUGUCCAGGAGACGGGCCCCGAGCUGGGGGCCUUCCUGCUGCAAGCCCUCAAGAGCACCCUGGAGAAGUUCUGCAGCACCCUGGAGCAGAUGGAGUAGGGCCGGCCCUGGAAGUGGGCAGCGAGCCCGCGUCAGCAGGACAUACCUGGGGGGCGGACGGCGGGAGAGGGGCUGGGAGGGAGAGGGUGUCCUGCCUGACUGUCCCCUUCUGUCUGGCACUGGUGUGGGUCCUGUGGGGCUGGUAUCCUGGCUGCCUCUUCCUGCUCCGCCCCGGGCAGCAGGGUGGGCAGCGUUCCUCCAAUGGUGGUGGUGGAAGGGCACUGGAGUCUGCUGGUUCCAGUCCUUGGGGAUCCACACUGUCAGCUGCCUUGAAGGGGUGGGCUCACAGCCCGGGGUCCUUUGUGGGGUAGGGGUAGCAGUAUGUCCUGGCGGGGUGAAGAAGACAUGUGGACUUGAUUUCCACCGAGAUCAGAGCUACCCAGUGGCUAGGCAUCCACGUAACUAAACGCUCACCCAGCAGGGUUCCCUCAUUCCAGCACCCCCAGAAUUGGUGUGAGUUGUCAGGUCUUCAGAAACCACACUUGGGAUACACGUAAAGCACACAGCAGCUCCACAGGAUCUGCAUGUGUGAUUCAGAGACACAGUGACACAGCACAUAUAUGUGAGACUCAGACGGGAUCACACACUGACACACAGGAUUCAGAGACACAAUGACACAGCACAUACAUGUGAGAUUUGGUUCAGCAACGGGAUCACACAUACACACAUGUGAUUCAGAUGCAAUGAUACAUACAAGUGAGAUUAGAUUCAGAGACGGGAUUUCACAAUACACACACGUGGCAUUAGAUUCAGAUGGGAUUACAUGUACACAUGAUUCAGAGAAACAAUGACAUAACAUACAUGAGAUUAGAUUCAGAUUACACAAACACGUUGACUCAGACGUGCAGACAUGGAACGUACGCAGCUCAGAGACCAGAUUACAGAUAAUACAUGCAUGACAGAACGAUAUGAUACAUGUGUGGGAUUCAGAGACACAAAGACAUGGCACUUACACAGAUCUACAAGUGACUCAGAGGGUCACGUGGCACGUGUGAUCCAGACACCCCAUGACAGUCUUCGUGUUGUGCUAGCGUUCUCUCUUCUUUCCCAAGCACCCUACUCCCACUCCCCCAGCCGCAGUGUCCCAGCAAACUCGCCCCCACCUCCAAUGUCCGCUCGUUGUUGGUUUCUGUGUAUACCUGUCCCCACAUCUGUAAGUCUGCCUAUGGCUGGUGUGUGUUAUAAUCCAGUGUCUGACUCAGCAUGUGGCACGUGUACCUUUCUCUGCAGCAAACCCCAGAAGCACUCAGCGGCCUUUACCAUAAUACAGUAGCAACGAGAACAA
Messenger RNA from Echinops telfairi (small Madagascar hedgehog), 2350 nucleotides. RefSeq names its product leucine rich repeat containing 14B (gene LRRC14B). The annotation marks the transcript as partial. The record is from RefSeq and is a predicted model, not a curated record. Lineage: Eukaryota; Metazoa; Chordata; Mammalia; Afrosoricida; Tenrecidae. The transcript has 2 exons. Gene Ontology annotation, cellular component: cytoplasm.